This is a messenger RNA of Abrus precatorius (Indian licorice), 563 nucleotides long. RefSeq lists its product as uncharacterized. The transcript is spliced from 2 exons. The coding region runs from base 81 to 473 and encodes 130 amino acids. NCBI's taxonomy places the organism in Eukaryota, Viridiplantae, Streptophyta, Magnoliopsida, Fabales, Fabaceae. The record is from RefSeq and is a predicted model, not a curated record.
CAAAAAUAAAGGGAGGAGUUUGUCUUUAGCUAUUGCGGCGGCGCCCAGGCAUAGGAAGAAGCAAUAAGGGUGGCAUUGGCAUGAAUAUGAUGCUGAUGCGUGGUGAGCAUGAUGUCAAUGUCAUGGGUACCCUCAACCCAUUAUUUAGAAGUGAGUCUUUUGGGAAUUACUAUCCCGAGGCUGAGCACAACUACACCAUGAUGGAGAAGAGACAGGUUUUCCUCAGAAGCUACCACUUCUCUCGAAAGAAGAGUUUCACUGAGAGGAUCAAAGGGUCUUUGGUUCGUGUCAAGAAGGUGCUGUGUCUAAGGCUGCGAUCUGCUAAGAGACUUAGAAGGUCCGUGUUUUCUGGUUUCAGAAUCAAACGCGGUUUUUAUUACCGUAGAAGGUUUUCAUGGCUUCUCAAUUCCCACCACCGCAAGAGCCACUCUUCAUCUUGUUUCUGGGACCAAUAUUACUCAUCACUCCUCUGAUUAUGUAAUAUAUUAUCCAUCACUUUUUAUUUUCAUUAUUCAUCAGUUACUGCUUGCAACGCAGUGCAAUCCUUUAUUAUUUGUUGACUU